UAUUGCUUUCGUGACUGUAAUAACCGGUGUUGACCGCUGUAUAAGGAGAGGGAAAUUUGCAAAUAAUUGCUUGAGGCGAGAGUGAAGUGUCGAUGGGGAUUCUGAUGUAUAAAAAACAAAAAUGAAAACGAAAGUCCAUAAGAAAAAUUCCGCCUCGGAGCCGGAUCUCAACACGGCCGGAAGAAAUCACAAAUCCGGCUUUCCGCCGGGGACCACAGUCGACGAACUUUGGUUAUAUCGCCGGAAACGAGCAUCAGAAAAUGAGUGGCCUAGUGACAACCUGAAACUGCGAGAGGGCUCUUUCAAAUUGCUGAAAAGCGAAUAUACUCGCAGAUUUAAAGAUUUCUGGUCGUGUGAAAACCUCCGAGAGGAUAUUUCUCCUACCAGAAGAGGGAAACCUGACGACCAUCUGAUACUUGAAGGACUCCACGACUUGCAUCCGCUCUACAAAGAAAAUUUUGUUCAAUAUCCGAUUGAAAGGCUAGUGCAUAGACCUACCACUAGUUCGUUUCAAAUUAUUGAUUCGAAUGAAAACGAAAUGAGGGAAAAUUCAAGAGAGAAUGAAAGACUGUUGACCGAUCUUCGGUCAAGAUACCCGCCAUAUCCCCCACAGGAACGCCCCCCUUUAAUUAGGAGAAAAACUAAUUUAAAACUUGAGGGCGACUUGUAUACAACGACCGAAAAAGCCGAAAAAUUCAUUCAGUAUCUCCUCACCAACAAACGACCCAUGAGGAAGAAACCCACAACUUUGAAACUAGAAGGCGAGAUGAACAUAAAUACAGAAAACCGCGAAAAGUAUGUCCCUUAUGAGAUCGCUCCAAGACCUCCACUUUGCAAAAAGUUCACAAACCUUCACCUGGAAGGUGACUUGAGUAUUCUUACGGAAAAACAGGAAAAGUUUGUUCGAUAUGACGUCCAGAAACGGCCUCCUCUCACCAAAAAACACACAAAUUUGGUAAUCGAGGGCGAACUUGAUUUACUCCCGGAAUAUCGGCGGGAAUUCAUUGAAUAUAAGACAGAACGGCCGAAAUUGGCACUUCCGGUGAAUAAUUUAAAAACUAACGGAUUUUUCGAUGUGGUCCCCGACGUUUCGGCCGCUUUUCAGCAACAAAUCCACCCCCAAAUCCCCAAUUUGCGAGGGGGUGAGGGGCAUGAAGAUAUGGCUUUAAAGACAAGGCUUGGGCGCACACCUGAAAAUAGUUUAGUGCGAGUUGAAGCUCCGAUGGAGAGUGAGACUGAAAGUCGAACGCAGUUUGUCGAGAAAGCUUCCUCAAAAAGUGAGCCUGCGAAAAUCACUAAUCACUUGCAUUUGGAAGGAAGAAUUGAUUUGAACCCUGAAUAUAGAAAUGCGUAUAUUGACUUUAAUAAAGAGGUUUCAGCGCCUCGAACCCGCCGUCGGGGCCCUGAAAGUCACCUGAAAAGUGAAGGGAAGAUGGAAAUUUCUCCCGAAUAUAAGUGUUCGUAUGUCGAUUUUCCGCGGACGCGGCCGCAAGUCAAACGACCUGAAAAUAGUCUAUCGAGUGAAGGAGAGAUCGACCACAUGACUGAAAAAAACGAAAAGUAUGUUCCUUUUUCCAACGUCCCAAGGACUGGCCCCUUAAAACGGGACACUGAACUGAAAUUGGAGGGAAACAUUGAGUGCCAACCUGAAUACCGAAAAGCCUACAUCGAUUAUUUAAUCCGCGAAAGAGUGGACCGCAAAUCUAGACCUUUGGACAAUUUAGGCCAACCACCACGACGAAUAAUCGAAACGGAACCGGUCGAAAAAACAGUGAUUCAUUCCCAAACCCCUGCUGUCAAAGAAGAGCCACCCAAACGCGCUAAAAGCACCCGGAACCGCUCCCUCUCCCAGAUCGAAACUUCAGUAUUCGGCCCCAAACUCACAGUUCCUGACAAACCUCCGUCAAGGAGCUCUAGUCCGAAACCUCCAUCACGGCGAAGAUCCCGGACUGUCCCUCGAAACGCUUCAAACUCGUCCGAUUCGGACGUUCCUUCACGCAAACACAAAACCUUCGGGAAACCAGUCCUGGUUGAAAAUUUGGCAAGUCGGAGUACUACACCCGUUUUGCCGUUGAUAGACGUCUCGGCAAGGAAUAAAUGGAUGAGGGAUAGUUCGCUCGAAUCGUCUUCAGCUUUCGUCGUCUUGGACAAAAAUGUCAAGAAGGAGAAAUGGACGCCGUGGCAGAAUUAUUAG
Tribolium madens (black flour beetle) is the source of this 2194-nucleotide messenger RNA. RefSeq lists its product as uncharacterized. Gene Ontology annotation, biological process: microtubule anchoring. The transcript is spliced from 8 exons. Gene Ontology annotation, cellular component: cytoskeleton; centriole; axonemal microtubule. NCBI's taxonomy places the organism in Eukaryota, Metazoa, Arthropoda, Insecta, Coleoptera, Tenebrionidae. The record is from RefSeq and is a predicted model, not a curated record. Gene Ontology annotation, molecular function: microtubule binding. The coding region runs from base 122 to 2194 and encodes 690 amino acids.